UUUCACUGUAAACGAACUUCACGCGGUUUGAAAGCGUCUCUAAGAAUCUUCCCUUCGAGCCGACGAGGAUCUGCAGACGUGAACAACUUUCUGUUUUGGUUCCCGAAGCUGUUUGUGUUACAACCGGAGCCGCGGCGGCUCCCAGGAGUUUUCAUUAACAGGUAAUCACCUGAUGACCCGACGUCCACCAGUGGGCAGGCAGCACCGGACGUGAUGUCAUCGCAGCGGAGGCUCCCGAUUGGACGGUGGAUUCCCCGGCAGCAGCUAUAAAACCUGAUGUGAAGCCAGAAGAAGACAAAGAGGGACGAGGACGAGGUUCAGCUCACAGCCGAGAUGUCGUCCUGCAGCCGUUUGCUGUUCUGCUGCCUGCUGACCUUCAUCAGCGUCCUGCACUGCAGAGUCCUGCAGCUGCCCGACCAGCACGUAGACCGGUCCCUGUCGAGGUCCCGCCCCCGGGGGGUGAAGGUGGGGGAGGAGCUGACGGCGAAGCUGCUCCGACUGGACGACCUGGUGAGGAUGGAGAACGACGUCAUGGAGCCCAAGAGGAAGAGGAGUUUCCCCGGCAACAACGCGCCGCUGGACCGCCUGUCCAUCAGCUCCAUGGAAACCAAACAGGCGACGAACAAGCAGAGUAAGGUGGCAGAGUUGCCGCGGCGACGAGCCAACCCGCCUCCCAUCGACAGGAUCGGCAUGAGCCGCCUACCGAACAGCCGAGGAUAGGCCACGCCCCCUGCCACUGAGAGCCUGCCCCUCUCGCCAGCGCCCUCCUCUGGACAGAGGAAUCACAGAUGCAUGAACCGCAGCCAAUCACCCGCUGAGCCACGCCCACCGCCUCACCAGGACACGCCCACCCCUCAGCGUUCAUCGACGGUGCAUUCAGGUGCAGCUCGGUUAGUCGCGUAGAAGAAGCCGUCAGGACCAAAGCUUGUUGUGUUUUUUUCUGAUCGUCGGUUCGUUUGAGUCUUAACUUGACAGCAGCCGUUGUUUCCGUCGCGAUUCAGCAGCUGAGCUUCAAAACGAGACGACCUGCGGCGCAGCGUCUCCACAAAAUAAACCCGAACCCGACGCACGGCGCCCCCUGGAGGCCGCGGUGAGACGUUUCUGAGCUGCUUCAAGACAAACAGCCAUUUUACCCUCAGUGCCGUCUGUCAGGCACAAGUCUUCUUACAUCAACUGACCGCAGCGUAAACAUGUCCAGGAGUCAACAGGAAGAGAUUGUUUCAAGUCUGUAAAGUCGCAGUUUGUCAUGAAGACAGUAAAGUUUUAUGUUUGUGUGAAUAUGAACCAACAUGGCCGCUGCUACCUCGACACAUUUCAAAAUAAAAGCAGAAAAAAAAUAACUAAAGAUGUGAAAAUCUGCAAGUCUUUAAAUGUAAACCUGUUUUACUUUCUACCUACCGACUAGUUGACCAGCUCGUCUACUGACUCGUCUACUGACUCGUCUCCUGACUCGUCUAACUACCGAUGACGUGUCUUCAGUUGCUCUGUCGGCUUGCAAAGUUGAAAAGUUUCGUUAUUUAUUCCUAAUUUUAGCCUCAAACUUCAGCAGUUUACAGACAAACUGAUCUUUUGAACUCACAAACAUCGUGUGUGCUGCCUUCAGAGGGAAACUAGUUUUAACGGUUUGACUCCUGCAGCAGGCGUUUGUCUGUAAACCUGUGAAAGCUGCUGAACUCUAAUCAAUGAUCAAUAAACGUGUUUCACUGAACUGUUAGAACGGAAUUCACUGCUCAUGUGGAUAAAAUGCAACGAACAGCAGGAAAACUUUGCAGAAACAUUCCCACCGCGACCUUCAGGGGCUCCGGAACAACGUCAAAGUAAUCUAUUACAAGUAAAAGUACUCACUCUGUAGAAAGCAUGAAAAAAAAAAUAAAUCUGAAUCUUUACCGCUGAUGUGAAGUCUUAACCUGAAAGAAGCUUCUCUGUUAAUCACCA
Stegastes partitus (bicolor damselfish) is the source of this 1935-nucleotide messenger RNA. It is a transcript of the gene ostn, whose product is annotated as osteocrin. NCBI's taxonomy places the organism in Eukaryota, Metazoa, Chordata, Actinopteri, Pomacentridae. Bases 334 to 720 code for a protein of 128 amino acids. Gene Ontology annotation, biological process: hormone-mediated signaling pathway. The record is from RefSeq and is a predicted model, not a curated record. The transcript has 5 exons. Gene Ontology annotation, molecular function: signaling receptor binding.